AUGUCGACUGAUAUAAAUGAAGAUUUAGAAGACGAAAUAAGCCUAACUGACAGGUUUGAAAAAUACUAUUUGUUGGUUGUUGUAUGUCUCGGAAGCUUGGGAAAUUGUAUAUCAGUGUUGGUGUUUUUCGGCACAAAAUUACGAAAACAAUCAUCAUCAUAUUAUUUAUCUUCGUUAGCAAUCAGUGAUACAUUAUUUUUAUUAAUACAACUGAUGCCUGUGCUAUCCAAAGUUGGAAUUGGGAUAUACCACAUGCAAGGUUUUUGUCAAUUUUUCGUCUACUUAGCUCAGGUAAAACAAAUACUACAAACAAUAACUGCAGUACUAUCAGAAUUUUCAAAAAGUGGGGUUGGAUCAAAACAAACUACCGUUAACGGAACUUGGAAAGAAGUUCAUGAACUCAUACCAAUUGCACACAGUUAA
This is a messenger RNA of Macrosiphum euphorbiae (potato aphid), 423 nucleotides long. The record is from the annotation of a GenBank genome assembly. NCBI's taxonomy places the organism in Eukaryota, Metazoa, Arthropoda, Insecta, Hemiptera, Aphididae.